UCCAGACUGUUUUCCUUCUCAUUUCUGACCUAUUAGCUAUAUUCACAAAUGCAAAACCUACAGAUAUGGAGGGCAACUGUAUUUGUACUCACUGGACAUAAAAAUGUGAUAAUUUCUGCAAAUCCUCACUAUCAGAUAUGCUAUAUUCUUUAUUUACCUUUUCAAUUCUACCUGCAUAUCCAGGCACUUUUGCAUUUCAUCACUGUAGGGCUGCUGCCUACCUUUUUGGGCUGCACCACUCCAGAUAAACUGUUUCUUUCUCAUGGCAAUUUUUCUGGAGUUUAUUAUUUUCAUUUUGUUCUGGGAAGUGUUAUGGUUUCCAUCCUCCCUGGGCUGCAAAAAGAAGAGCAGGAGGUUGUGGAGAAACGCAGGAGCCAGGUGUUGAAGGGUCUGGAAAAACUGAGCACCAAAGCCAACCAGGCACUCGUGAUUGCUGUGCUGGGCUCUGGUGGGCGGCUGUGGGCCCACAUCGCCUGCAUCGGGGUCCUGAGUGAGCUGAAAAGUCUUGGCCUGCUGGAUGCUGUCACUUACCUCUCGAGAGUCUCGAGGUCCACUUGGGCACUGUCUUCCUUCUACACCAAGGAUGGGGACACAGAUGCUAUAGAGGCUGAGCUGAAGCAUCGAUUUGACCAGAAGGAGUGGGACUUGAUUCACAGCCUAAAGAAAGUCAUGGCAGCGAAGUUGGAGAAUUACUCUCUGACCGACUUUUGGGCCUCCAGUGUUUCCAGACAAACCAGGAGUCUGCAUGACUCUUCCUUGUCCAGCAUGACGAAGUACGUGGAGGAAGGGACACUCCCUUACCCAAUAUUUGCAGCUAUUGAUAGUGACCUGCACCAGAGGGGAAUAAAAGCCCAGGACAUCUGGUUUGAGUUUACCCCUCACCAUGCUGGCUACCCAAAAUUUGGGGCCUACAUUCCUGUAAUCUACUUUGGAAGCAAAUUUCAGGAGGGAAGCCUGGUCAAACCUGAGCCCGAGCAAGACUUGUCCUUCCUGAAAGGUAGUAUGGGGUCAGGCAGAUGGGUCAUUGAAGAAGACCUGCUGGAUUUGGUGAUGGUUUAUGUAGAAGAUCCAGAUGCCCCCAGCAUCCUGAAGAAGCUCCAGGGCGUACAGCAAGAUCUGGAGGCUGAAGGGGGAGGUCUGUGCACAAGAAGCUGCUCCCAAACUGCUAUGUGGAUGGCAGAGAGAGCAGAGGAAGCUGGUGAGACUAAACACAGAUUGCUGUCUGAGAUGGUUGAGAACUGGGACAAGAUCUUCACAGAAGAGAAGGGAAAAUACCUGAAACGACUGAUACAGUGCUUCAUGAAACCAAAAGAGGAUUCCGACUUUAUGUACAUACUUCAGAUUCUCUUUAACAGAUAUGAUCUUUGGCCCAGUGUUUACAGAUUGGAAUGGACAGACGACUUGUCUGCCAGGUGGAGGACCAUUAGGUCCACUGCUAAGUAUUGCCAGGACCAUGAGAUCCCUUUUCCCCUGGUGGAACAGGAUAUGCUCAGCUGCUACAUCCUGAAAGAGGAAAACAGACCUGUUGUGAUGCAUUUCCCCCUGUUCAACAAAGACAACUGUGGAGGUAGAUGUAUGGGAAGAAGUGGGAUGAGAAGCCACCACCAGGCCAUGCUGCAUGGGGAUGAGUUAUAGCUAAGGGACAUUUGGCCUAUCCUUCAACACCUGAAGGUCAAGAGUGUGUGAGCAGGAACCUUUGUCCUGUCUGCUCUGUGGUCUCCUGGAGAUCUCCGUGUUUUUUGAUUCAGUCUUUGGAUGUUGCUUCCUCUCAGCAGGACAUUCUUGUUCCCACUGAAUAUCCAACCCUUUCUGCCUCCAUCCUCUGGUCACAGGUGAAUAGCUGCCUUAAAGGUCCGGCAUUCAGGAUGAGUGGACCUGUGGGCAUUGACCAAACUUUCCACUUUGGACUCUCAGAGCCUCUUCUCUGCUUCUUGAAUGAGUCCUAUCAGGAGUUCAAAUGUGUCUGUCUUCUUCCUUCAUUUAACAAACAUUCAUUUGUCACCUACAGUGCCUCAGCCAUUGUUUCAGGCAAUGUAUGAUACUGUAGUUAAAAAAAAAGACAGAUUCUUUCCUCAGUGGAACAUUCUGUAGGUAGCGGGUAUAGAUAAUAAAUCAUAUAGACAAAUUUAUAAUGUAAUGUGCCAAUAAAUCUUUACUUAUGUUCAUAGGUAAACACAUAUCUUGAGAUCAUAGUAUUAAAUGAAACAAAUCAAACAUAAAGCUGAAAUAUUGCAUGAUUUGUCUUAUACAAGAAAUCCAAAAUAUAAGUAAAGAGCAAUAGAUAAUAGGAAGUAGAGAGGUCUUUUUCAAAUGGGAAAGGGAAUAAGAGAUGGAGGGAGAAAGGAGGGAGAAAAGAUAAAGGGGGUAAAAAAAAAGAAUUGGAAAAAAUGGAGAUAGAGCUUUUGUAAAUGGGAAGGGAACUGAGAGACAGAAGAAGUGGGAUGAGGAUAGCGGACCAAGAAGAAUUAAGAUGUGUGGUGUACAUGUAUCAAUACCCCAUAAUAAAUUCAAUCAUUAUGCAUGCAGCCAUGUACUAAUAAAAAUUUAAACAGAAAUUUAAAAACUCAA
Cavia porcellus (domestic guinea pig) is the source of this 2568-nucleotide messenger RNA. RefSeq names its product phospholipase A2 group IVC (gene Pla2g4c). Gene Ontology annotation, biological process: glycerophospholipid catabolic process. Gene Ontology annotation, cellular component: nucleoplasm; nuclear envelope; cytosol. Gene Ontology annotation, molecular function: calcium-dependent phospholipid binding; calcium ion binding. Lineage: Eukaryota; Metazoa; Chordata; Mammalia; Rodentia; Caviidae. The record is from RefSeq and is a predicted model, not a curated record.